AUGUUGGACGACAGAACAACCACCACCCUCUUCCCGGAGAGGAAUAGUCCUCUCCGGCAUACCCUCCCGCCUUCCGCUCCCACUGCCUGCCAAGACGAGAACAGUUUCUUUUCUCCGGCGGAGAACUCUCCCGCCAACAACCCAUCUCCAAAGAGUGUCUACGCCUCUCCCUAUCUCAUGUCGAAUCAAACACCGCCACCGUAUAUCAAUUCAACGGUUUUAUCAUGUGUCCGCACGCUUGUUCAUGAAGAAGGUAACAUAUAUUCGCUGGCCGUUUCCGGUGACAUGUUAUACACGGGUUUGGAUUGCAAGAAGAUUAGUGUAUGGAAGGACAUGAAAGAGUUUUGCACAUUUAAAAUGGGCAGCGGGUUAGUGAAAGCGAUUGUCGUCUCCGGCGAGAAGAUAUUCACCGGCCACCAGGAUGGUAAAGUUCGUGUAUGGAAGAUCCCUCAGAAAAAUCACAAGCUGUGCAGGCGGAUUGGGACUUUACCCACCACCAAGGACUUGAUCAAGAGCUCGUUAAACCCAAAAAACUACGUCGAAAAACGACGAAACGGUAACGUUUCAAGAGUCAGGCAUUACGAAACGGUGUCGUGCAUGGGCUUGGAUGAAGAACACGGUCUUCUAUAUACUGGUUCGUGGGACAAAACCUUGAAAAUAUGGAGGAUUUCGGACUCGAAAUGCUUGGAGACGGUGAAUGGUCAUGAGGACGCUGUUAAUGGGGUGGUUGUGGGGUUCGGGGGCCUCGUGUUCACCGGCUCGGCCGAUGGGACAGUGAAGGUGUGGCGGAGGGAAUUGGGAGGGAAGUCAUGUAAGCAUGUGCUUGUGGAGGUGUUGAUAAAGCAAGAGAAUGCGAUAACAGCGGUGGCGUCGGACGCGGCGGGGGCGACGAUAUACUGCGGGUCGUCGGACGGGCUGGUGAGAUUGUGGGACCGUGAGAAGCGGUUGGCGUAUGGUGGGGUGCUGCGCGGCCACAAGAUGGCGGUGCUGUGCGUGGCUGUGGCGGCUGAUGGUGGUUUGGUGGUGAGUGGGUCAGCGGACAAGGGUAUAUGCGUGUGGAGGAGGGGGGAUUAUGGGGUCCACACAAGGUUGGCUUUGCUGACGGGGCAUUGUGGGCCCGUGAAGUGCUUGGCUGUUGAAAAUGAUCAGGAGUCAACGAAUGGUGAUCAACGGUGGGUGGUGUACAGUGGUAGUUUGGACAGGUCUGUGAAGAUUUGGAGGGUGUCUGAUCACGCCACUGAUUUAAAGCGAUUGAAGGAAGUUAGCGCGUGUGGUUGAUUUUUGGCUUUUUUGCAAGUUCAACUUUGUAAACGCUUUAAUUUUUUAUUUAUUUUUUUUUUUUCGUAUUAUUUUAAACAAAUGGCAAUGUGUGUGAAUGGAUGUAUGUAAAAAAAUUUGUUUGUCACUCAAUAGUAUCAUUUUGUUAAUUUACAAACUAUAAAUUAAGUAAUGUGUUUUUUAAUUUUUAACAUUCAAUGAUAAGUAAUAUUUCUCUCAAUUUACUAUUUUCUAUAACAUUAAAUUUGUGUUAGAGUGUUAUCAAACACUCAA
Molecule: messenger RNA, 1551 nt
Organism: Cornus florida
Lineage: Eukaryota; Viridiplantae; Streptophyta; Magnoliopsida; Cornales; Cornaceae
Product: protein JINGUBANG-like
Exons: 1
Coding region: 1-1278 (425 amino acids)
Molecular function (GO): protein binding
Source: RefSeq, a predicted model, not a curated record